This is a messenger RNA of Carya illinoinensis, 1911 nucleotides long. RefSeq lists its product as uncharacterized. Lineage: Eukaryota; Viridiplantae; Streptophyta; Magnoliopsida; Fagales; Juglandaceae. The record is from RefSeq and is a predicted model, not a curated record. Bases 1 to 1911 code for a protein of 636 amino acids. The transcript has a single exon. Gene Ontology annotation, molecular function: catalytic activity.
AUGUAUUGGAAUAUCAGAGGACUGGGCACGUCGAGAGGAAGGUUGAAAAAGCUGGUAAAAAGUUUUAACGUAAAAGUAGUGGCGUUGGCAGAAACUUUUGUGGAUGAGAGGAAGAUGGAUAAAAUAAAGAAGAGCCUAUGGCUGGACAACGGGUGCUCAAACCAAGAAAAGGCUGGAAAAAUAUGGCUGCUAUGGGAUAAGAGUGUAGACGUGCAUGUAUUUCGCGUGAGUGACCAAUUUAUGACGGCAAAAGUGUGGGAGGGAAACACGGUGAUCUUACUAACCUUCGUGUAUGCCAAGUGCAGUUAUGGGUUACGUAGAAAGUUAUGGAAGGAUUUGGAGGAGGAAGCGCAGAUGAACAUACCUUGGAUGAUACUGGGUGACUUCAAUGUAAUAAGAACCAAUGGUGAAAGGAGGGGAGGUGCUCCUAGGCCCAUGAUAGCAAUGGAGGAGUUCAAUAGUUGGAUUAGUGAGUCUGGGCUCCUGGAAAUCAGUACCCAAGGCAACCAAUUAUCCUGGUGCAACGGGCGAGAAGGUUUAGCAAGGUGUUGGGCUCGGCUAGACAGAGGCUUCAUGAAUACCCAGUUCCUAGAGUUGCUCCCUCAAAUUUCUUUAACUUAUCUUGAGCGCAAUACGUCGGAUCACUCUCCAAUGAUAGUUUCAAGUGACCAACACGUCCAGAGGUACGGGCCAUCUCCAUUCCAUUUUAUACAUAUGUGGAUGGAUCAUGAAGAAUUCUUUAACCUUGCUAGAAAUUGUUGGGAGAAGGAAGGCUCGGGUAGUGGCUUGGAAAAGUUAGCUUUUAAGCUCAAGCGGAUGAAACAGAUGCUUAAAACGUGGAACAAGGAUAAGUUUGGCCGAGUGGAAAUAAUGAUCCGAGAGCUUGAACAGAGGGUGGAAGAUCUUGACUUUAAACUACAGGAGGGUUAUGAAGAUGCAAUAGAGCAAGAUCUACUAAUCUCAAAAAUAGAACUAGAUAUAUGGAAAAGGAGGGAGGAGUCGAUGCUAGCACAGAAGGCCAAAGUAAACUGGCUCAAAUUAGGGGACAACAAUACUCGCUACUUUCACUCAGUCUUGAAGAGACGGCAGCAGAAUCAAAUACAUCAUAUGCUCAAAACUGAUGGAACUUCUUUCGACUCUCCCGAAGAGGUACACGAGGGAGCUGUUGAAUAUUUUCAAAACUUGUUAAGAAAAGGAGAGGAGGGGGACCUACCUGACCUGAACACUUUAAUAGACAAAGCAAUAUCAGAAGAGGAAAACCUAGAGCUACUAAAGAGCCCUUCCGUAGAAGAAAUUCAGCAGGCCCUCUUCAGUAUUCCAACGGAAAGCAGCCCAGGACCCGACGGCUUUGGUUCUGCCUUUUAUAUACGCUGCUGGGAUUUUGUCAAAGGAGAUGUGAUAGAAGCAGUAAAGGACUUCUUUCCAGGAAAUCAAUUUCCUCGGUAUUAUACGGCGUCUUAUGUAGCCUUAAUUCCCAAAACACAGCAUCCAGCCAGUUUCGACAAAUUCAGGCCCAUAAGUCUAUGCUCGGUGAUAUACAAAGUGUGUUCGAAAGUAUUAGUAGCGAGGCUCGUACACAUCCUGCCGAGAUUAAUAUCUCCAGAACAGGGAGCGUUCGUAGCCAAGAGAAGCAUCCUCGAGAAUGUCAGCUUGACCCAAGAAAUGGUGCACUCCAUUCACAAAAAGAAAAAUGGGGGGAACGUGAUGCUGAAGGUAGACAUGUCUAAAGCAUACGACCAAGUGAAUUGGAAGUUUCUCCUGCAUGUGCUGGAAACCUUUGGUUUUUCGGAAGGGGUAUGUGGGCUGAUUAAAUCGUGCAUAACGACACCUUGGUACUCUAUCCUGUUGAAUGGUACUGCAAAAGGUUUCUUUAAAGGGGAAAGAGGUCUCCGACAAGGAGAUCCCCUUUGA